Molecule: messenger RNA, 183 nt
Organism: Paramecium pentaurelia
Lineage: Eukaryota; Ciliophora; Oligohymenophorea; Peniculida; Parameciidae
Source: the annotation of a GenBank genome assembly
AUGGGCUGCUCUUUAAGAAAGUCUAAACCAAAGCAAAGAGAUGAUAUAGAUUAAAUAGAACAAUUGAUAUAAUCAGAUUGUCUAGGUAUGGAAUAAAAUUUCAUGCUUAUCAAAAAUCCAAUUGUAAUGAGAAGAAAUUGCAGUAAAGAAAAGCAGAAAUUAUCAGAUUCAAAACCUAUAUGA